Messenger RNA from Anopheles arabiensis, 4742 nucleotides. RefSeq lists its product as uncharacterized. The coding region runs from base 1578 to 4721 and encodes 1047 amino acids. The transcript is spliced from 3 exons. Lineage: Eukaryota; Metazoa; Arthropoda; Insecta; Diptera; Culicidae. The record is from RefSeq and is a predicted model, not a curated record.
UCGCUCUCGCACCCAAGGGGUACGCUGCCCGAUGCGUGUGUGUGGUUCUCGCUCUCUCUCCCACUUGCUAUGUGUUGCUGCACGCUUUUAUGUGUUGCUGACACUGCUGUGUAUACUUCUCAUCCGUGUGCGCGCGCUCUCUCUCUCUCUCUCGCUCUCUUCGAGCGCGGUUGGGCGAUUUUCGAUCCGGGGGUUUUUCGGUGUUUUACGUACCGCCGUCACCACACAAAAUAACGACGUGUGGAUGAGAGCAGUAGUGUAACGGCAGGCCAGCGACACUCGGCACACGCGCGCGCUCCUCUCGGAACAAAAAGCGACAGAACGCGAAAACACAAAAAAAAAACAACAAAAAAUAUACUAAGGGAAUUUCUAUCGCGGUGGUGUGUAUUGUGUGUGUACUGGCAAUACAAGGACAGCGUUGUGUUGUGGCCGUGUGGUGGUGCUACUUAGCAGGGUAGACGGUAGAGGAUUUAGCAGGAAAUUCCCGUUGCUUUGAUUUUGUUUUGUUUGGAAAGAAAAUCUGGACCCGGGAAAGUGUUUCAGUUUCGUGACAGUUGUGUGAGGCAAACAACAACAGCAGCAGCAGCGACUGCGGGCGAGCUUUAAAAAACCCAUUGUUGGGGGUCGCUUUUGUGCAAACUGGCCUCUCUGCGCUGUGUGCGUUCGUGGAAAAGGCAAAAGCCUAGCAAUAGAUAGCCCCCCUUCCCCGCCUGUGUGUGCGAUAUUCCAGCAAAUCCCGUGAAGUGUGUGUGCGCGCACAGUUGCGAAUCCAAAAGCUUGUGUGUGCGUGUGUGCGCUCGCACGAGAGCAACGGCGGAGUGUGUGUGGUGUGUGGAGGAAGCAGGCAUAUUUGCGAUACACACACAGAGUGUAGUGUGUUGGUGUCGGUUAGAAGCACAACAAGCAGAGCAAGAAGAAAACAACCUUGGUGUGGGCUGUGGUGUGGUUGGUGAUACACGCCCGUCCCUCUGUAUGUGAGGCUCCCGUCCUCCGUUCCGCCGCUCGGUGUCCACACUCCGGUGGAAUGAUUUGAUUUGCGGCAGUGUGCGUGCACGUUUCUAAUACGGCUAUAGAAGCAGUUGGUGGUUGUGUGCGUGCGCGCGUGUCUGUUGGCAGUGGAAAGUACCGAAAGAAUCAAAGUACACACAGCAGAUUUUGACAGCUGAAAGGCACGCGUGACAUCUCCUCGGAGUUCCUGCGAGUGUGUGUUACUGUGCGUGUGUGUGUGUUGUGUUGGAUGGAAAGGUUGACAAAACGACAGUUGUGCUGAAAGAAAGGAGGGGGUCUUCCUGUUGGAAACAUCCAAAGUUCCUCACCGUGAAAGUGUCUGUGCGUGUGUGUUUGUGUGUGCUGUAAAGCUAAAGUAGUAGUGGUAGAAACCGUGAUUAUGAUUACGUGAAAAUCGCCCCCAUCCCUCCUCGUGUGCGUGUGAGAAAGCAAAACAGCCCCCCCUUAAAACAACCUCCCACACCCGACAAGACCAGGUCUUUAGUGUUCCCCCCCCCCAUCUGUGUUUUUAAAGUGCUCUCUCCCUCCGAUUCCGUGUAAAAGCGCUUCCGGUGGUGGUGGUGGAAGAAAUGUCAUCCGCGGCACCGGUCACGGUGAAACAGGAGCGGCACGAUGACGCCGAAAUCAACGAGAUGGCGGCAAAGAUAGUGGAGGCACACAAGCAACAGUCGGCGAAGGCGGCGGCGGCCGCCGUCCAGCAGCAACAGGUGCCGGCCCGACCGGCCGCGGUGGCGGCCACCGUCACCGCCAACGGUGUCACGACCGGCCAGACGAACAUACUGAACUACUUGACGCGCAAACCGACCGCCACAGCCGGCAACGUGAUGGCGGCGGCUGCGUCGGCGUCUACCACCGUUGCCGUCCCGCUCGGCAGUGGCCAAAGUGUCACGUCGAACGGCAGCGGCAAAGCGUACGAUGGUGGCGGAUCCUCGGACCAGAACGGCGCCGAGAAGAAGGCCAACGACGAGGAAAGCCAGAAGGGACACUUCGGGUGGGAGGUGUUCCCGGCCAAGGUGCACAUCCCGUUCAUCCUGCGGCAGCAGGAGCGCUACUGCGCGGUGCGGAUGGUCGAGAUGAAGCUGCUGAACAAGUAUCUGAACUACCUGCACCAGGACAUCUACACGUGCACGUGCGUGCGGUCGUACUACAUCACCGAGGCGGAGUGUAAGCUGCUGAACGAGAUCAACCAGAAGCACUGCGACAUGCACUUCGGGCGGGAGCUGUUCACGCUUAAGGAUCUGGUGGUGCGCGUGUCCGACGCGUACAAGUUCUACCAGUUUCUGGAGGUGUGCUACAAGAAGCUGCUGAUGGGGUGCAGCACCCCGAACGACAAGUGCGGGUUCAUCCGCAUCAACAAGGAGUCGGUGGUGCCGUACACGGUGCGCGACUACCAGAAGAUGGUGCCGCUGUUCUACUUCGAGGGCGAGACGGACAACCUGAAGCUGAAGGCGGACAACCUGUCCGGGUGGGAUCUGUCGUACCUGAAGUUUUGCUGCAAGGUGCAGGGCAUCCGGAACGAGCUGUUCGCGAGCGACUCGGUCGCGGUCAUCAGCCUGACCGACAUCAAGGGAUACUUCCCGCCCGGCACCGAGUUCGAGGACUACUGGCCGAGCAAGGUGGUCGACUCGCAGCUGCUUUCGGGGCCGAAAACGAACACCAUCCACUGGACGCGGCAGCCGGCCCAGCCGCCGCCGAAGGCGCCCACCAUCAUGGCGAACGCGACCGCCCGGAAGGCGGCCACCAACAACGUCUACCAGACGCUGCAGACCCAACGGAACGCCGUCGAACCAGUUUAUUAUUUAUUACUAUUGUUUCACGGGUUCACUUUAUUUACCUGCUUUAUCUGGUGUGCCUUCCUCUACAGGUCGAGUGGUGGCGGUGGCGCAUCCUCCUCAGUCCUUCGCUCGGGCUCCUCCUCGGGUACCGCCGGCAGUGGCAAUACCCUACCGAACCUAAACCCCGCUCUGUCCAUAUUCGCAACCACCAGUAGCCCAAACGGUACCGUCAACCUGUCCCGGCUGAAUCAGCAACAGAUCAGCGAGCUCACGAUGGCCAGCACCGGUGGAGCGGGCCUGGUGGCGUCCAGUGGCGGCAGCAACCGUAACACCGCUACCGCCGGCAAGUCGAGCCGUAGUAGCGCCAAUAGUAGCUCUAGUGCCGCUGCUACUGCCGCUGCUGCCGCUGCCAUUGCUUCCUUUACUGCGGCCAUGAACUCUGGUGGUCGCACAGCGGGAAGCAGUGGUAGUGUCAGCAACAGCAGUAGCAACAGUCUGGAUGGAUUUUCGCUUGGACGGAAUGUAACGAUCACACCGGCCGGGAAGAGAGGUGCAAGUACGCUCGACGAGCUGACGGUGGCCGGGCUGGGGAGCUACGCUGUGAACGGCAACCGGCAGCCGGUAGCGUACCCUAAGAAUCCGAUCUCCAUCACCGCGGUGCCGAUUGGUUCGCCGACACGUGCCUCACCGAAGGGCGGUCAGGCAAGGCAACCGCCGCCGGCCCUAAUACCGGUCGGUGGCGGAGGCGGCGUCAAUAACGAUCUGAUGGAUAGUCUCGUGGCGAAUGGCGUCGAUCUGUUGGCUCAUUUGCGGAUGAGCAAGGACAUUGAGAUCAUUAACGAGCGCCUGCUGGAGGCGAGCAAUAGCGGCGGCGGCGGCGGCAGCGGCAAACAGCUACCAUCGUACCGGGAAAGCACAAACACCAACACGGGCAGCCCUAGCGUUAUAGUGCACGAUAAGAGUAGAGCGAGCGGCAAUAGUAGUAGUAGUAAUAGUAGUAGCAGUAGGCACGAUUACACAAGAAAUCAGAGCGUGAUCACUAGUGCGGGCGGCGGCAAUGGUGGCGUGGCCAGUGACGGAAGAACACACUAUCUGAACGCGCUGAUCGCAGCAGGACUGUCGGAUGUAAUCGAUCUAUCUUCUACCCAAAGGUCCACGAUGGGAGGCACCACGCUGCCGCAGCAUCUGGCGGCCGCCCAGCAGGCGGCGGCCGCUGCCGUUGCCCAGCAACAGCAGCAGCAGCAACAGUCACAAUCUAGUCGGCGGGCGGCGUCCGGAUCGGCCGGCCUGUCAUCUGGUGGCCGGGCGAUCUCCAACAGCAGCUCGUCCGGCGGCGGCUCCGGCAGUGGCAACAGUGGCAACGGUGCGAGCGGAGGAGUGAACAGCUACCGCAACGCCAGCGUAGCCGCUCUGCAGCAGCAGCUCCAGCAGCAGCAGGCCCAGGCCCAGCAGCAGCAGGUACAGCACCAGCAGCACGCGGCGGCCACGGCGGCUGCGGCGGCGGCGAUCAACAGCCUGACGGAAACGCGGCACGGCAACAUGAUCGUGCUGCCCGAGAUGAACAUGGGCGUGACUCAGUACAAGCCGUACGAGGUGGUGAAGAAACCGGUCGAGAACAAGAUCAUCUACUGCGUGAACAAGACGCCGUACCGCAACACCGAGUAUCUGAUGACGAUCUUCGACCUGAAGGACGUGUUCUUCCCGUACAUCAGCCUGGAGGUGUGCCGGCGGGUGCUGAACGCGCUCGACAUCAAUCUGUUCAUCGGCAAUAGCUUGCAGUACCAGGCGCUGCAGGAGGCGGGCCGCACGAACGUGGACAAGAUGCCGAUGAUACAGGUGACGGACGUGAUGACGUACAUGCCGCAGCUGCAGUACAUGAUCCGCAGCAGCAACCUGAACCAGGAGUCGCAGGCCAACAAGCGGGCCCGCAUCAGCUAGGAAUUGGGGUGGGGGGUACAG